Lodderomyces orthopsilosis Co 90-125 is the source of this 1530-nucleotide messenger RNA. It is a transcript of the gene ALK6, whose product is annotated as Alk6p. Bases 1 to 1530 code for a protein of 509 amino acids. The record is from RefSeq and is a predicted model, not a curated record. NCBI's taxonomy places the organism in Eukaryota, Fungi, Ascomycota, Pichiomycetes, Serinales, Debaryomycetaceae. The transcript has a single exon. Gene Ontology annotation, molecular function: oxidoreductase activity, acting on paired donors, with incorporation or reduction of molecular oxygen, reduced flavin or flavoprotein as one donor, and incorporation of one atom of oxygen; heme binding; iron ion binding.
AUGACUUACAUUCCAUACAUAAUUGUCGUUGCUUCAUAUGUCAUCUACAAAUUACUCCAUUAUGUUCAACUUCAACAACGUGCUAAAAAACUAGGAUGUAAACCAAUCAAACAUAUCCCGCCGCGUAAUUGGCUAGACAGGAUUGGAAUAUAUGAAAUAGUCCAUCGAAAAGAAUUGAUGCAAAUGGGUAAAACUUUUGAACUUCUUGAACAAGCAUUUGCUAGAGCUCAAGCAAAGACGUUCCAAGGUAUGGCUCUAUUCCACCCCUUUAUCAUGACUAUUGAACCAGAAAAUUUACGUCAUAUGAUGUCGCUGGCCCAUUUCAAUGAAUGGAAUAUUGGAUAUCGUCCCAAGGCAUUUGGGAUCUUGUUGGGAGAUGGGAUAUUUUCCAGUGAGGGAACACAAUGGAAACAUUCACGAGUCAUGUUACGUCCUUCAUUCACUAAGGAAAAUAUUAAACAGAUUACCAAGAUGGAACCUUUUGCUGCUAGAGUUAUCGAAUUGGUUAAACUGAAACAAGGGGGUGUUGUCGAUAUGCAAGAUGUAUUCCAAUUUUUUACUAUGGAUUUCACAACUGAUUUGUUAUUGGGUGAAAGCAGUGAUUCGCUAAAGGAUGCGUUGGGUCAACCAUCUCAAACUGGUAUAGACCCGGAAUUGAAACGACAAUUUAGUAUUGCGUUUGACGUUUCGUCAAAUUAUCUAAUGACGAGAAUGAUUUUAGGACCAUUGAUGUUUUUGGUGAAUCCUAAGAAAUUACAAGAUGCCAUACAUACACAACAUAAAUUUGUUGAUUAUUACAUUGAAAAGGCUCUUGCUAUGAAUACCGAUGAAUUGAAUGAAAAAUCCGACGAUGGAACUAUUUUCCUCUAUCAAUUGGCCCAUGAAACUAAAGAUCCCGUCAAUUUACGUAAUCAAAUCUUGAGUAUCAUUCUCGCCGGUCGUAAUACAACUAGUGGAUUAAUGACGUUCUUAUUUGCCCAAUUGAGCAAACACCCUGAGAUUUAUGCUAAAUUACGUGAUAUAAUUCGGUCAGAUUUCCCCAAUGUUGAAUCCAUAACGUUUGACUCAAUACAAAAUUGUGAUUAUUUACGCUGGUGUAUUAAUGAAACUUUAAGAAUCAAUCCUUCGGUACCAUUUGAAUCCAAAACUGCAUCAGUUGACACAACUUUACCUCGUGGUGGAGGGCCCGAUGAAAAGUCGCCCAUAUUCAUCGCCAAGGGAACAAGAAUUGUUUAUUCACUUUGGGUGGGUAAUAGAAAUGAAGAAUAUUUCGGUGAAAACACCGGCGAAUUUAUACCUGAACGAUGGGAAAAAUUACCCCGUAAUGGCGGUGUUGCAUUUAUGCCUUUCAGUGUUGGACCCCGUGCUUGUCUUGGCCAAUCUUUGGCGUUAACCGAAGCGGCAUAUAUGACUAUUCGAUUAUUACAAACUUUCGAUUCGUGUGAAUCUCAUCUUGGUCCGGAACCCUUGAGGAAAACGUCGUCUGCUACAAUGAGAUUAAUGGAUGGUUGUAAUCUCUGCUUUACUUGA